AUCAAAAAUUUAUUGACUUUAUUAUAAUCACCAAAAAAAAUAGUUUUUUUUCUUUCGGAUUUUUCAAUGACCGCAAUCACGACAACAUCAACAACAAUGUCCGGACAAAAUAGUGGCCAAAAUCUUAUCAAAAUAGUCAACGAACUGCAGGACAAACUCCAUGAACUGGGCGUCAAUAGUCUGGCCAUAGAUUUACCUCAAAUUGCCGUAAUCGGUGGCCAAUCGGCCGGUAAGUCUUCGGUAUUGGAAGCGUUUGUUGGCCGCGAUUUUCUACCCCGUGGUUCGGGUAUUGUCACACGUCGGCCACUGGUCUUACAGUUGAUCAACGAUCGGGUUAUUAGUCAGCCUUACGGUGUUUUCACACAUUUAAAGGACAAACGAUUUCACGAUUUCAGCGAAAUAUGUCGCGAAAUAGUUGCCGAAACCGAAAGAGAGUGUCCCGAAAGUACUGGCAUAUCGGCCAAACCGAUUGGCCUAAAAAUUCAUUCACCAGACGUACUUGAUCUGACACUGGUUGACUUGCCUGGUAUGACUCGGGUGCCGAUCGGCAAACAACCGAAAGAUAUUGAAUCGCGAAUCGAGACUAUGAUACUCGAGUAUAUCGGCAAAGAUAACUGUCUAAUACUGGCCGUGACGGCCGCCAAUCAAGAUUUGGCCACAUCUGACUCACUGAAACUGGCCGAACGUGUAGAUCCGCGCGGCGAACGCACAAUAGGCAUACUAACCAAACUUGAUCGUAUGGAUGCCGGCACCGAUGCCCGCGAUAUAUUGACAGGCAAUUACGGUAUCAAUUUGAAACGUGGUUUUAUCGGUGUAGUCAAUCGAUCGCAACAGGACAUCGAUGCCCGCAAAUCGAUGACCAGUGCCUUAGAUGAUGAACAGCGAUAUUUUCGUCAGCAUCCGGCCUACAGAGAUCUGGCCGAUCGGCUCGGCGUACGCUAUUUGCAACAAUAUUUGCACAAAGAACUGGCCGAACAUAUCUACCGAUUGCUGCCGCCGCUGGUCAAACAAUUUGACGAAGAGCUGUCCGAAAUUGACCAGAAAUUGGACGCCGUUUCUGUACAGUUGGUUGAAUCGGAUCGCGAAAUGAUUUUGGCCAAAACUAAUGAAGACUAUCGACGAAAGUUUGAGUCGGCAAUCGGUGGCCUUGGCUGGCAUAUCGAUGUCAAACGGCUGAGCGGCGGCGCCAAAAUCAAUGUAGUUAUGAACGAAACCUACGGCCAGGACGUGGACAGUGUAUUCAGCGAUGAAACUCAGAUCCGACGGGACAUAACCACUGCCAUACAGAACUAUAACGGCGUCUAUUUGGGUAUCUUUCCUCCCGAUGCCGCCUUCAGGGCCUGUGUUUUGCAUCAAAUCGAGCUGUUCCGGCGGCCAUCGCUCGCUUGUGUCGAUUCUGUAGCCCUGGAGAUCACAAAUAUUGUCAAACGUAGCGCCAAUUUGCUGGAAACCUAUCCGACAAUUAAGGAAAUAUAUGCCAAACUGAGUCUGGAUUACAUACAGGAGUGCCGUAAACGAUGCAAAUCCUAUGUCGAGCACUUCCUGCGCACGGAAAUGGCUUAUCUGAACACCAAUCACGAGGACUUUGUCAAAAUGGCCAGUGGAAUUAAUUUUAGCGAUUAUAGCACCGACAGUGUAUCAGUCAAACCUCCAUCAACUGGUGUCACACCUCCUCCACAGAUCACUGAUCGUCCGAUAGCUGCCUCACGUGUCGUGAACACUGGUAGCUCAGGUGGCAGAGGCGGCGGCACCGGUAGUCUAAUUGCCAACACUAUGGCCCGCAAUCAGAAAGCGGCGGCAAUCGCGACGACGCCGAAGACCAGCACCUGGUAUGACGACAACCAACCGUUUACACUAUUGCCAGAAGAAUCGGAUCUGAUAUCAGCUGGUCUUCAAUUGCCAAAUAAUAAACAAACUAUCCUUAAUAACAAUACUACUACUACUGCUGAUGAUAAUAUUAGCUUAUGUAGCUAUGAUAGUAUACCACUACCUGGCUAUAUGGUUACACAAGUGGAUCAAAUUAAAUUGUUGGUCGAAUCGUAUAUUUCUAUAUUGAAAAAAAAGUUCAAAGAUCAUAUGCCAAAACUUUGUACACUAGAGCUGAUCGAUUCGGCCAAACAGUUCAUAGCCAUCGAAAUGAGGAUUGGUGUCAGAGAUCGGAUCCAAUCGAUUAGCGAUAUUGUCGGCAAUACUGAUGCCGACGAUCAGCUCCGGGAAGAGUUAGAAAAACGACAGCAACACUAUAGAGAGGCCAUUGAUAUACUGUCCCGUUAUCGGGAUAAUUGGUGUCCAACAUCAUCGAUGGCCAGUUUAAGUAUCGACUAAUUUAUUUUUUAUAUAUAUUUGCAUAUCUGAUCAUAUAUUU
Oppia nitens is the source of this 2365-nucleotide messenger RNA. Its product is annotated as dynamin-1-like. Gene Ontology annotation, molecular function: microtubule binding; GTPase activity; GTP binding. The transcript is spliced from 7 exons. Lineage: Eukaryota; Metazoa; Arthropoda; Arachnida; Sarcoptiformes; Oppiidae. The record is from RefSeq and is a predicted model, not a curated record. Bases 67 to 2325 code for a protein of 752 amino acids. Gene Ontology annotation, cellular component: membrane; microtubule; cytoplasm.